Coniophora puteana RWD-64-598 SS2 is the source of this 544-nucleotide messenger RNA. RefSeq lists its product as uncharacterized. NCBI's taxonomy places the organism in Eukaryota, Fungi, Basidiomycota, Agaricomycetes, Boletales, Coniophoraceae. The record is from RefSeq and is a predicted model, not a curated record. Bases 1 to 453 code for a protein of 150 amino acids. The transcript is spliced from 4 exons.
AUGGUCGCUUUCCUCAUCCCCACCGUUGCUGUCGAUACCCGCCCAAUUAACGACGUGACCGUCGGCGGGUCUGUUUCUAUGUCCUCACAAUGGAAAAUGCGCGUGAUUGGCUACACAAUCAGGGCAGACGGCUCCAUCAUCGAAACCAUCAUCUUCUUUCCCGAGGAGCAGUACAAGGACUCAAAACUCUGGCUUAACGAUCCCAAGACGGGGGAAAAGGUGUACGAGUGGAAACCCCCCGUGAAGGCCGAGCCCACUCAGGUUAUCCUCGAGUUUCAGCACUCCAAGGACAACGGGACUACGUGGCUCCCGAACAAUGUGGACGAAAACGAUUUCAAACAGAACACAACCGCCGAUGAUACAAUUGAUACGCUUAUCGUUACUAAACACAGUGAAGGGUCUGAUUAUUCCAACGGCCAAAUCAACGUUGGUCAGAAGCAGAUUUACGUUUAGGUUGACAUCGUAGACUAUGAUGAUGAUAGUUGUAUGAAUACCUGUUCAGAAUGUAAGAAUACAUGAUUGUGGCGUAGUACUGCAAACGAGC